Molecule: messenger RNA, 1416 nt
Organism: Sardina pilchardus (European sardine)
Lineage: Eukaryota; Metazoa; Chordata; Actinopteri; Clupeiformes; Clupeidae
Product: metalloreductase STEAP4-like
Exons: 4
Coding region: 1-1416 (471 amino acids)
Biological process (GO): copper ion import
Cellular component (GO): endosome; plasma membrane
Molecular function (GO): ferric-chelate reductase (NADPH) activity; cupric reductase (NADH) activity
Source: RefSeq, a predicted model, not a curated record
AUGAAGUCGGAUUCUGUUGCCAUGACAUCUCUUGGGGAGCGUAAGCAGGGGACGGUGUGCAUCUUUGGCACUGGAGACUUUGGACGCUCUCUGGGGCUUCGUCUGCUCCAGGCAGGAUAUGAGGUCGUGUUUGGGUCACGUGACCCCAAGAACUCGGCCCUGGUGCCCAAGGGUUCAAAGGUCAUGACCCACACCGAGGCAGCUCAGAUGGCACAGGUGAUCUUUAUAGCCGUGCAGCGGGAUUACUAUCACUUCCUGAACUCGCUGACCCCUGCUCUCGAGGGCAAGGUGCUGGUGGACAUCAGCAACAACCUGAAGAGGGGCCAGUUCCCACAAUCCAAUGCCGAGUACCUGAGCAGCCUGGUUCCUGGAGCGUCUGUGGUGAAAGGCUUCAACACAGUGUCAGCCUGGGCCCUGCAGUCAGGGGCGCUGGACGGCAGCCGACAGGUGCUGGUGUGCGGGGAUGACCCUAAAGCUAAGCAAGCAGUAGUGGACAUUGCCCACAGUCUGGGGCUGACUGUCCAGGACAGGGGCUCCCUCCGUGCUGCUGGGGAGUUGGAGGACAUCCCCCUGCAGCUCUUCCCCAACUGGAGGCUCCCUCUCUGGAUCGCCACGGGGCUCACCGCCUUCUUCUUCUUCUACCUGCUCAUCCGGGACGUCAUCUACGCGUACGCCGAGAAGGGACAGGACAUUUCCUAUCGCAUCAUGAUCACCCUGGCCAAUAAGGUCUUCCCUAUCGUUGCUCUGGUUCUGCUGUCUUUGUGUUACCUGCCGGGAGCAGUGGCGGCCAUCUUGCAGCUCCACAACGGCACCAAGUACAAGCGCUUCCCUGGUUGGCUGGAUCGCUGGAUGCUGUGCAGGAAGCAGCUGGGCCUGUUGGCCUUGUUCUUUGCUGUUCUUCAUGUGGUCUACACAUUUAUCAUCUCCAUUAGAUACAAUGUCAUGCACACAAGUGACACAGAGGUCAUAACACAGAUCAGGAAGAACCAAUCCGUGCCUUUUGACAAUGCUGAGGCCUGGGCGACAGACGCCUUCCUGUCCCUGGGGGUUCUGGGCUUCGCCAUGUUCCUGCUGCUGGGGAUCACCUCUCUGCCUUCAGUUAGCAACACGCUCAACUGGAGGGAGUUCCGCUUCGUACAGUCCAAACUAGGCUACCUCACUCUGACAAUAUGCACUACUCAUUGCCUCCUGUACGGAUGGAACAAGUUUCUGAAGCCGUCCACCUACAAGUGGUUUACUCCUCCUGGGUUCAUGCUGUGCCUGGUGGUCCCCUGCAUAGUGCUGGUUUUAAAACUGAUCCUGUCCAUCCCCUGCGUUGAUCACAGAAUCACUCUGAUCCGGAACGGUUGGGAGAGGCCGACCAAGGUACAAAGUAACAAAAUGGACGUGUUCUUGGAGAAAGGAACCACUCUUUGA